AUGGCAUCACUAUCUCUCUCAGAUAUAAUUGCGGCCCUUCCGUCGGGCGACUCAUGGGGCCCCCCAACUUCAACAGAAACGACUUUGAACGGAGUUCCCUAUGCUCCCUACUCCAAAGGCGACAAAUUGGGUCGCAUGGCAGACUGGACCACCGAGGGCAAGGAUGGACGAGAUGGCAGAGGUGGGAGACAACAAUAUCAAAGAAACUACAGAGAUCAACAAGUCUACGGCGCUGGCACAUCUUCGCUUUUCGCUGUCCAGGUUGCGGAAGACGAAUCUUCUUUCUCCGUCGUCAGCAAUACUCGCGAUUCGACAAAGACAAGGUUUGGACGUGGUGGAGCCUUCGGUCGAGGAGGACGGGGCCAACGUGGUGGGCGAGGAACCGAUACGCGAGGCGGGCGCGGACAGUUCCAGAGAGUUGGAGGACGAGGUGGCCAACAAGGAUACAACAACUACGAUAACAGAGGAGGCCGAGGUGGUGCGCGUGGGGGACGACGAUUCGGAUGGAAAGACUAUGAUAAGCCGCAACGCAAUAGGGAUGCAUCGGUCAAUAUUAAGCCUGAUUGGAAGAUGUUGGAGGAGAUCGAUUUCAACCGUCUUGCUAAAUUGAACUUGGAUACCGACGACGGAGAAGAUAUUGACAGCUACGGUUUCCUUUACUAUUACGAUCGAUCAUACGACAAGCAGGCCGUUAAGACUGCAGAACGCAAGUUGAGUGUCGUUGACCGGGCUGCCUACAACGUCACUACCUCCUCCGACCCUGUCAUCCAAGAGCUCGCUGAGAAAGAUGAGGCUACUAUUUUUGCAACAGACAGCAUUCUUUCUAUGCUUAUGUGCUCGCCCCGAUCCGUUUAUCCUUGGGAUAUUGUCAUCGUUCGACAAGGCAACAAGGUGUUCCUCGACAAGAGAGACAAUGCUACACUCGACAUGGUCACCGUCAACGAAAAUGCAGCCGAUGCCCCUAUGGAUGCGUCUGAAGGCAGUAAGGAUGCCAUCAACCAACCUAGUGCGCUGGCUGACGAAGCUACUUACAUCAACCACAACUUUGCAAACCAAGUCAUGGUGGAGAAUGAGAACCAGAAGGUUGAGAUGUCCCACGAGAACCCCUUCUACAACCCCGCCGAAGAGACCGAGCCAGCUGCUAGCAAGGCUUACAAAUACCGCCGCUUUGAUCUUUCGCUCAAUGAUGAGGAUCCAGUUCACUUGAUUGUCCGAACCGAGCUCGAUGCAGUUCAGAAGAACGCCAUCAGUGGUGAGGAUCAAUACAUCACAGUCAAGGCUUUGAACGAGUUUGAUCACAAAGCUCAAGGAAGUGGAGGUGCUCUGGAUUGGAGAACCAAGCUGGUCAGUCAGCGUGGUGCUGUUGUGGCUACGGAAAUGAAGAACAACAGCUGCAAGCUUGCUAGAUGGACUGUUCAGAGUAUCAUGGCUCGUGCGGAUGUCAUGAAGCUUGGAUUCGUUUCUCGCGCAAACCCAAAGACAAACGAUAAGCACGUUGUCUUGGGAGUUGUGGGCUGGAAGCCAAGAGAUUUUGCCUCUCAAAUGAACCUGAGCCUUUCUAAUGGAUGGGGUAUUGUUCGCACCAUCGCCGACAUGUGUCUCAAGCGCGAAGAGGGUAAGUACGUCUUGGUCAAGGAUCCCAACAAGCAGAUCUUGAGGCUGUACGAGGUCCCUGCUGGCUCUUUCGAGGAUGAUGGCGAGGGUGAGGUCAUUGAGGAGGUUGAGGAGACCGACGAAUAG
This is a messenger RNA of Lachnellula hyalina, 1740 nucleotides long. RefSeq names its product Eukaryotic translation initiation factor 3 subunit D. Lineage: Eukaryota; Fungi; Ascomycota; Leotiomycetes; Helotiales; Lachnaceae. The transcript has 3 exons. Gene Ontology annotation, biological process: translational initiation. Gene Ontology annotation, molecular function: translation initiation factor activity. Gene Ontology annotation, cellular component: cytoplasm; eukaryotic translation initiation factor 3 complex. The record is from RefSeq and is a predicted model, not a curated record. The coding region runs from base 1 to 1740 and encodes 579 amino acids.